ACACAUGUUCGAGAUGUUGAACGAAGCAACGCGUUGUUUUGUCCCUGGUGCGGAUCAAGGAGUAAAUCGCAUUGGGAAAAAUUUGAGAGUAUGUUGCGACUCGCUGUCGAUCGAAAGGGAUAUUAUUUGGUCGAGCAUUUGGUAAAAACACGAUGCUGUUGUCGCGUGAAAAGUUUUGUUACUCGUUCUACGACGAGAAGCUUGGAUACGUAAAAGAUAGAAGAACCGAAAAGCAGAAUGCAAAUGUCGCUAUGAGCAUGACGGCGAAUCGCCUAGUCGUGCUUUUCGUUUUCGUGUCAGGAAUCGCUGUUGCUGUCAUCGGCACCUUACUGUCUCAAUACAUUCGUGGUUUCCUGAAAUAUUUACCAGAUCACGACUAUCGUCAUGUAUUUAUACCGCUUCCGACGGAAGGUGAGUUAAACGUGUACGACGAAGGUACCUUGGAUUUAGCGUUGCCAAGGACUGAGCUGCGUCAUCAAUUGGAAAUAGAGAAUAGGGCGACAUCCACCGCGGAAGCUUUAACCUCGCUGUAUCUGGCAUUGGAGAUGAAGUUGUCGGGCAAACAAAAGAAAGCGAUCAAAUUGUUUCAGCAUGCCGUGGCUUUAGCACCCCGCCACCCAGAUAUCUUGAAUCAUUACGGCGAGUUUUUGGAGCACACACAGAACGAUGUUAUCAAAGCAAACGAAUAUUAUGUGCGUGCAUUGAGUUUUCAACCGAACCACGAAGGUGCACUAAUAAACAGUCAAAGAACGGCUCGAGUAGUCGAAGAGUUGGAUCGGAGAAUGCUCCGACGCAUAGACGAAAAAAGAAACACACUGUCCACGAUUCCUGAUAACAAUGCCGCCUUGAUACGGGCAAAGAAGGAGGCUUAUUUUCAGCAUAUCUAUCAUACAGUUGGCAUCGAGGGGAACACAAUGAAUUUAGCUCAGACCCGGGCGAUCGUUGAAACGCGUACCGCUGUUGCUGGUAAAAGCAUCGAUGAGCACAACGAGAUUCUCGGCUUGGAUGCUGCAAUGAAAUACAUCAACGCGACCCUGGUCAACAGGAUGGGAUCGAUUUCCAUUAAGGAUAUAUUAGAAAUUCAUAUGCGUGUUUUAGGACACGUGGAUCCCGUUCGAGGUGGUCAAUUUCGACGUACUCAAGUGUACGUUGGUGGUCAUGUACCUCCUGGUCCAGGAGAUAUUCAUUAUCUUAUGGAAGAAUUCGCGUUAUGGUUAAACAGCGAAAGAGCUAUUCGAAUGCAUCCAGUCAGAUACGCCGCUCUAGCGCAUUACAAGUUGGUACAUAUACAUCCGUUUUCUGAUGGUAAUGGUAGAACAUCUCGUUUGCUUAUGAACAUGAUUCUUAUGCAAGCUGGUUAUCCUCCGGUUAUUAUCCACAAGCAGCAUCGACACACGUAUUAUGAGAAUCUUCAAAUAGCGAAUACCGGCGAUGUCCGACCGUUUGUUCGAUUCAUAGCAGAAUGCACGGAACAAACGUUGGACCUGUUCCUGUGGGCAACCAGCGAAUUCUCUAGGCAGGUUCCCGCGCUUAGUCAAGAUACCUUGUUCACCGAACGACGCGAUACCAUCGUUUUGGAGGAUGACGUGGCGACGGAUAGCGUUACCAAUGCCUUUGACACUGGCUAAUAGCCUCAGCCAGCUUCUCCAAUUUACGCUACACGUUCCCAAGUAUCGUUAACGUUCGUUAAACCAAAGAUCUGGAUUCGCCAAACUAUUCUGUUCCGUCUGCAACAGCGCUCUUUGUAUUUAAGUCGGAAACUGGGUUUUGCGAGCCUCCAACUUAUGCCUUGGAAUUGCGAAUGUUUGUCCUCCUUUUGCCUUUUGCUCCCAUCUAACGAAUUGAACAUUCAUCCCGUUUCUACAGUUUUGUUACCUAUGUUAUUAAGUGUACAUGACCGCACACACACUUUCCCUUUCGUUAACUAGGUCUUUUCUUGAUUUGUUUUCCUCAACGAUCCGUCGACGUACAUACGUUCACGAUUACCGACACAUUUUCUCCCAUACGACCCGGUAGGCUUCCAUUUAUAAUUUCUCUUGCUUUUUAUCGUAUGCGCCAAGACAGUCGAAAAACGGAAAAUCGUGUGAAACCCAAUCAAAGACUGUGAUCUAAUUUAGGAAUAUACGUAAGUUAAUAUUUAAUUAGGCGAAUUUUAAACAUCGAUAUGGGAUGUAUGUUGAAAACGUCGCGUAUAAAUUUAAGGUUAGAUGCGUAAUCGCUACUCGCUGGUCGAGCUACUUGCGAUACGACGUAAAUACGUACGCGACUUUUAAUAAAUCCAUUAUUUUCUAA
This is a messenger RNA of Bombus pyrosoma, 2292 nucleotides long. RefSeq names its product protein adenylyltransferase Fic (gene Fic). The transcript is spliced from 3 exons. The record is from RefSeq and is a predicted model, not a curated record. Gene Ontology annotation, molecular function: protein binding. NCBI's taxonomy places the organism in Eukaryota, Metazoa, Arthropoda, Insecta, Hymenoptera, Apidae. Bases 153 to 1628 code for a protein of 491 amino acids.